This is a messenger RNA of Arachis duranensis, 349 nucleotides long. RefSeq names its product DEAD-box ATP-dependent RNA helicase 6-like. The transcript is spliced from 2 exons. Gene Ontology annotation, biological process: P-body assembly; cytoplasmic stress granule assembly. Gene Ontology annotation, molecular function: RNA helicase activity; ATP binding; mRNA binding. The record is from RefSeq and is a predicted model, not a curated record. The coding region runs from base 74 to 349 and encodes 91 amino acids. Lineage: Eukaryota; Viridiplantae; Streptophyta; Magnoliopsida; Fabales; Fabaceae. Gene Ontology annotation, cellular component: P-body; cytoplasmic stress granule.
UCCUCUUUUUGGAUUCAUAUAGGUUAUUGCUUUCAAUGAUAAGCCUGUGAAGAAUUUGAAGGGCUUGGUCACCAUGGUUGAGAACUGUGAUGAUGAGUUUCUAAAGUUUGAUCUGGAAUACCAACAGGAUGUGACAGCAACUAAAAGAAAUGAAUUUGAGGAUUAUUUUUUGAAGCGAGAGUUGCUCAUGGGAAUAUAUGAGAAGGGUUUUGAAAGGCCUUCUCCUAUCCAAGAAGAAAGCAUUCCAAUUGCUCUUACUGGUAGUGACAUUCUUGCAAGGGCUAAAAAUGGGACAGGCAAAACAGCUGCAUUUUACAUUCCUGCAUUGGAAAAAAAUGACCAGAAAUAA